Messenger RNA from Rhinolophus ferrumequinum (greater horseshoe bat), 3571 nucleotides. RefSeq names its product autocrine motility factor receptor (gene AMFR). Gene Ontology annotation, biological process: ubiquitin-dependent protein catabolic process; endoplasmic reticulum unfolded protein response; protein K48-linked ubiquitination. Lineage: Eukaryota; Metazoa; Chordata; Mammalia; Chiroptera; Rhinolophidae. Bases 195 to 2138 code for a protein of 647 amino acids. The record is from RefSeq and is a predicted model, not a curated record. Gene Ontology annotation, molecular function: ubiquitin binding; ubiquitin protein ligase activity. The transcript has 14 exons. Gene Ontology annotation, cellular component: cytosol; ubiquitin ligase complex; endoplasmic reticulum.
GCUCUUCCGCGCCGGCAGGGGCAGCAGCGGGAGCGGCGCGAGCGGUCAGGAGCGGCCCGGCCCGGCCCGGCGCGGCAGCGGCAGCGGCAGCAGCUGCAGCUACGCAAGAGCCCGUGGGCGCCGUUCGCGAGGCCGCUGCAGGGGCCCGGCCGCAAAGCGGGGAGGCCUGCGGGCUGGAGGGCGCCGCUGCCGCCAUGCCGCUGCUCUUCCUCGAGCGCUUCCCUUGGCCCAGCCUCCGCACCUACACGGGCCUCAGCGGCCUGGCUCUGCUCGGCUCCAUCGUCAGCGCCUACCGCUCCCUCAGCCCGCCCGAGGCCGAGGCCGGACCCGGGCCGGGCGAGCGGGAGCCGAUAACGGCCCCGGUGCAGCCAGAUCCGGCCGCGGUCGCCCAGCUGAGCGCCGGGGGACCCGGGGCCCGCGACGUGGCCCAGUACCUGCUCUCCGACAGCCUGUUCGUGUGGGUUCUGGUAAACACUGCUUGCUGUGUUUUGAUGUUGGUGGCGAAGCUGAUCCAAUGUAUUGUGUUUGGCCCUCUUCGGGUGAGUGAGAGACAGCACCUGAAAGACAAGUUUUGGAAUUUUAUUUUCUACAAGUUCAUUUUCAUUUUUGGUGUACUGAAUGUCCAGACCGUGGAAGAGGUGGUCAUGUGGUGCCUCUGGUUUGCUGGACUUGUGUUUCUGCAUCUGAUGGUUCAACUCUGCAAGGACCGGUUUGAAUAUCUCUCUUUUUCUCCCACCACACCGAUGAGUAGCCACGGUCGAGUGCUGUCUCUGUUGAUCGCUAUGCUGCUUUCCUGCUGUGGAUUAGCGGUUGUCUGUUGUGUCACAGGCUACACACAUGGAAUGCACACGUUGGCGUUCAUGGCUGCGGAGUCUCUUCUUGUGACAGUGAGGACGGCUCAUGUGAUUUUACGAUAUGUCAUCCACCUUUGGGACCUCAACCACGAAGGGACAUGGGAAGGAAAGGGAACAUAUGUCUAUUACACAGAUUUUGUCAUGGAGCUCACUCUCUUGUCCCUGGACCUCAUGCAUCAUAUUCACAUGUUGCUGUUUGGCAACAUCUGGCUGUCCAUGGCCAGCCUGGUCAUCUUCAUGCAGCUGCGCUACUUGUUCCACGAGGUCCAGCGUCGGGUCCGCCGGCACAAGAACUACUUGCGAGUCGUCGGGAACAUGGAAGCCAGGUUUGCGGUUGCGACUCCCGAGGAGCUGGCUGUCAAUAAUGACGACUGUGCCAUCUGCUGGGACUCCAUGCAGGCUGCCAGGAAACUGCCCUGUGGACAUCUUUUCCACAAUUCCUGUCUUCGUUCCUGGCUAGAACAGGACACCUCCUGCCCAACAUGCAGAAUGUCUCUUAAUAUCGCUGACAAUAAUCGUGUCAGGGAAGACCAUCAGGGAGAGAACUUGGAUGAGAAUUUGGUUCCUGUAGCGGCAGCUGAAGGCAGACCUCGCUUAAACCAACACAAUCACUUCUUCCACUUCGAUGGGUCCCGGAUUGCGAGCUGGCUGCCGAGUUUUUCAGUGGAGGUGAUGCACACCACGAACAUUCUAGGCAUCACGCAGGCGAGCAACUCGCAGCUGAACGCAAUGGCCCAUCAGAUUCAAGAAAUGUUCCCCCAGGUUCCAUACCACCUCGUGCUGCAGGACCUCCAGCUGACACGCUCAGUUGAAAUAACAACAGACAACAUUUUAGAAGGACGGAUUCAAGUACCUUUUCCCACACAGCGGUCAGAGAGCAUUAGACCUGCACUGAAUAGUCCUGUGGAAAGGCCAAACGGCGAGCAGGAGGAGGGAGAGACUUCUGCUCAGACGGAGCGUGUGCCUCUGGACGUCAGCCCUCGGCUGGAAGAGGCGCUGGACUUCAGCGAGCUGGAGGCAGAGCCCAGUGAGGGGGAAGACUUCGAGGCUCGGGGGAGCCGCUUCUCCAAGUCCGCCGAUGAGAGACAGCGCAUGUUAGUCCAGCGCAAGGAUGACCUCCUGCAGCAAGCUCGGAAGCGUUUCUUGAACAGAACUUCAGAAGAUGACUCAGCCUCGGAGAGCUGCCUCCCCUCAGAAGGAACGGCCUCUGACCCCAUGACCCUGCGUCGAAGGAUGCUGGCUGCGGCUGCUGAACGGAGACUCCAGAAGCAGCAGACCUCCUAGCGCUUCCUGGCCUUCCUCAGCGCCUCGCCUCCCGAGCGGAGCGUGUGCCCCCCGGAAGAGGCCCGGCCCCGUUCCGCCUGCUGUGUGAGAAGUGGGCCUGACUGCAUUGCCGCUGUAUAAAGCAUGUGGUCUUAAUAGUGUUUGGACAGCUGACAAAUUUAAUCCUUUUUUGUAAUACUUUCUAUGUGACACUUCUUUUCCCUUUAGAAACAGUGCACAUUUUAACUCUAGGCAUGAUCUCUUCUGGCAUCGACCAGACUUCCUAGGGUGGGGGAAGGUCAAGAGGAAGUGGGCAGCCAGAGGCCCUGAAGCCAGCAGCUUCGAUUAUUGCUUUAUACUUAAGUCCCAACAAAUGCUGGUGUCUUAGCUCCAAGUCCUGCAGGAAGUGAGCGGGGAGGAAGCAGGAUUCACACAGAACAGCUUGCAGACGUGCAGCAGGAGCCUGACUCCACACCAUUGGACAGUGUCUCUUGUCAAACUGCUGCUCUGACUGUGAGGCCGGACCCAUGGGCUCCGGGCCGGCUGGGCCGCAAGGCGUCUUGGAAAACAACUCGGUUUGUUACCUGGCGUGGCCCGGGGCUGUAGAGUGUGAGCAGGUGACCCAUUGUGUCCCGGUCCCUCUGGGACUUAGCAGAGCUGGCUUCAUACCUGUUAACGCAGUGCUCCUGCAUCUCACGGGUUUAGCCUGGAUGUCUGUCCUCUCAGCAUUUCGUGACCCCCUGGACAUGGGGGAAGAUCAGCACUGAAAGGGUUGAGCAGCCAGUUUUGGUUUCUGGUUUGAGUACCUUGGUCAGGCAAAUUAGGCAAUCCCAAAGGCUGGGAGCGUGGUCCUUAGAGAAAAUGUGGCCCUUCUAAGAUGGGAGAGGAAAGUUUGGAGGACUUUAUUGAAGAAACAAAAGAUAUCUUUUGUAUCUUCCCUGGAGCCAUUCAUUUUCAUAACUUUGUUCCUGUUGGUUUAAUUAAACAUAGGAAGGUUAAGAUGUUGAGUCCGCCUGCCUUGGAGUAGACCCAGGGCCUGACCCUUUUCAAAUUCUUCACACAUUUAACUUUAAGGAUUUGAAACACGCAAUCGUAGGUUCAUAGUUCAGUUUUUUAUGUCCUGUUGGAUUAAGUUUUUUUUUUUUUAAUAUUUCAAAGCAGAAUUUUAUGGUAGUCCCUUUUGGGGAGAAUCCAGUAUUAUCUAAAAUUAUUGGCAAAGUUAAAUGUAUUUUACAUAACUGAAAGUUUUUAGAAUGUCAAAAAGUAAUUGAAAAAAGUGAUAAGUAAAUGUUUAGGCCAAGAUAAUUUAUUUCAAUAAGUCUUUCAAAAGCCUUACCUUGAAAUGCUGUUAGUAAAUUUCUGUGAUUUUUUUUUUUAAAUGUGUUUUGUUUUGCUGAGAGCAUAGGUAUUUGUUUUUAUUGUAAAAUAGUAAUAAUAAUAAAAAGCAAACUCUU